Castor canadensis (American beaver) is the source of this 883-nucleotide messenger RNA. The record is from RefSeq and is a predicted model, not a curated record. NCBI's taxonomy places the organism in Eukaryota, Metazoa, Chordata, Mammalia, Rodentia, Castoridae.
GAGGGACCACCGGCGCGCCAUGCCGGCAGUCAAGAAGGAGCUCUCUAGCCGCGAAGACUUGGCUCUGGCCCUAGCCACCUUCCACCCGACCCUGGCCACACUGCCGCUGCCGCCGCUGCCCGGCUACUUGGCGCCACUGCCCGCAGCCGCAGCCCUGCCCCCGGCCGCCUCGCUGCCCGCCUCGGCCGCGGGCUACGAGGCACUGUUGGCUCCGCCGCUCCGCCCCCCGCGCGCCUACCUUAGCCUGCACGAGGCCGCGCCGCACCUCCACUUGCCUGGAGACCCGCUGGCCCUCGAGCGAUUCUCAGCCAACGCGGCUGCUGCACCGGAUUUCCAGCCGCUGCUGGACAACGGUGAGCCGUGCAUCGAGGUGGAGUGCGGCGCCAACCGCGCGUUGCUCUACGUGCGCAAACUCUGCCAGGGCAGCAAGGGCCCGUCCAUCCGCCACCGCGGCGAGUGGCUCACGCCCAACGAGUUCCAGUUCGUCAGCGGCCGCGAGACGGCCAAGGACUGGAAGCGCAGCAUCCGCCACAAAGGGAAAAGUCUGAAGACGCUUAUGUCCAAAGGGAUCCUUCAGGUGCACCCCCCGAUCUGCGACUGUCCCGGCUGUCGAAUAUCCUCGCCAGUGAACCGGGGGCGGCUGGCAGACAAGAGGACAAUCACCCUGCCCGCUGUGCGUGCCCUGAAGAAGGAGAGGACUCCCAGCUUCUCCACUAGUGAUGGUGACAGGGAUGGAAGUGGCCCCGUUUGUGGGCGGCAACCAGGCUUGAAGCAGGAGGAUGACCCGCACAUCCAUAUCAUGAAGAAAAGAGUCCACACUCACUGGGAUGUGAACAUCUCUUUUCGAGAGACGUCCUGCAGGUAGGAGUCCAAGCUGACUAGG